GAUUCGCGCAUGCGCACUGGAGAUUUGCAAAGAAAGGUCAAAUUGAGCCAUGGCGCUAAAUUUCAUCAAGUGUAAACGUACGGAUUUUGAGGUAUCCCGAUAGCAGCUCUACUGUGUAAUACAACUGAUGCGUUAUAUCACGAGACUCCCUUACGAGCCUGGAUCUUGAUCACCUUACUGGCUAGGAUGGCUAUGAGUGCGGAGCCCCAACAGAGUCCACCAAGGAAGAGAGCCAGGUUAUCACUCAAGCUUGUUAGGAAAGACCAACAGACAAGCAGAGUCAUCGCACCUGUUACAGAAGAACCAGGAGAGAACAAAGAUGAGGAACCAAAUCAGCAGUGUGAUACAGCAGGUGAUGUAGCAUCGUCUUACAUGGAGCCUCAAUCAUCUAGCAUCCCCAGUGAGUAUGUGAUUAGAGUGGCUCCAUACACUGGUCUUCAUAACCUGGGAAACACCUGCUAUCUCAACAGUGUGCUACAGGUAUUAAGAUACUGUCCUAGCUUCAGUGAUAAUCUGAAUAGACUCUCUGGACUGGUUUCUGAGAAGCUCAAGAUGAAAGGAGAAGAGGAGGAUAUUGAUGGAGAGGAUGAGAGGAGUAAGAGGAGGAGAAAAGAGUUUAUAGCUCAGCUCAAGUUGGUUCGAGCAAUGAAUAAGUUGUUCAGCACCAUGUCUGAGAAGGAGCAGUCUUACGUAGAGCGGUUGAUGCCAGCUGGUCAAGAAUUAGCCAUGUACCCUGAAGACAUCUUGGAAGCUAUCAGGGAUUUGAACUCAAUGUUCAAAGGCUAUCUGCAGCAUGAUGCCCAGGAGCUUCUAUGCUGCAUCCUCAGUAACAUCCAGGAAGCUUGUCAACGACUUGGCGAGCGUCAGGGCAACACAGAGAAUACAGCUUAUCAGGAUAAUGUAAAGACUGAGCAUUCUGAAACCUGCAGGAAAGCUGUGAGGAAACUCGACAUGGGCGGGGCUGGGGAUGGUGUAACUAUGGAGACAGAGUGUGGGAAACUGUUGGGAGGGGGUAGACCCCUUGGUGGAAGGACAACAAGAAGUGACAAGACACUCAAUGAAAAGAAAUUGGAUUGUAAAAGCUUCAAUAGCAAUGGACUCGUGACGCACCAGGAAAACGGAUUUGGCGAUCAACCUGAUUCUAAUGGGUUUGGAGGUCAUGAUAGACAUGUGGAUAGUAUUAAACUAUGUAACGGUAACAUCACCAGUACUCUGAGGAAGUCUGAGAAAAUAAACGGGGUUGCGGGAGGACACCAUGGAGGGAUUUCACCAAGUAAUGACUCUGUUCGAAGACGAGGUGGAAGGAAGAGUGCUUUGACAAAUGGACAUCUUUCAGAAAAAGAGUGUAAUGGGAUGGAUGGAAGUCUUCCAGAGACGAAUGGGGCAGGAGAUUGCGGGAGCUCUAAGAAGAAGCGUCUUGGGCUGGGUCGCCUGACAUUCCAGCAGUAUACCCUGACCAAGUUUGGCAUCAUCAAGAAAGACAAAGUUCCAUCAACUGAUGAACAACAUGCACAAGAUGAUGCAUCUCACCACCAUGAUAUCAAAUCAGAUUCGGGUGAUGAUUCAAAGGAAGUGUCGUUAAAUGGAACAUACGCGUCCAGGAAUGUAACGUCUAAUAAUUCCAAUGACCCUGAUCUUUCCGUAGAUACAACGCAAGUGUCAUUAAAAGUGGAUGAUGAUGUAGAGACAGUCGAAAGACUGCAAGGGGAAUGUUCACAACCAACCACUAAAGAAGCUAUCGAGAAAGCUAACAUUGACAAAGACAAGGAAAUAUCAACAGAGCUGGAAGACCACACCAUACCUGAGCCAUCAAGGGCUCACUGUGCUCUAACACCAAUGGUUCAAGACGUUGGGGAUGAAGGUGGAGCGGUAGACACUGCAGAUGCUGUAACUUUCUUGAGUGAGAUGAAAGUCAUUGAGAGACUCUUCCAGGGCACCCUAGUCCUGCAGACACGUUGCCUGGAGUGUGAAUCAUGUUCAGAGAAGAGAGAAGAUUUCCAAGACGUCAGUGUUCCAGUCCAGAGUAUUCCUGCAUUCACCAGUGAAGAGGAACACGAAGAACGUGUACCAGAUGUGAACCCUCGUAAUCUGUCUCUAGGCUGGGCAUUGUCUGAGUUUACCAGCGUUGAGAGACUGACAGAUGAUAACAAAUAUUUCUGUGAGCAUUGUUUUCAUCUGACCGAGGCUGAGAGAUCUGUUCUGUUUGGCAGGCUACCUGGUGUACUGAUCAUCCAGCUCAAGAGGUUCAGUGCGUUCAUCAAUUGUUUCUCUCCUGGAGGGUCCGUGUCAAAGGUCAACGACCAUCUAGCCAUCCCGCUGACCCUCAACCUGGCCAAGUGGUGUUCAGGCUCCUGUCAACAGAAGGACACAUCCUAUGAACUCAGUGCUGUGGUUGCUCACAGUGGGUCGUCUAGCUCUAGUGGUCAUUAUAUCGCCUAUGCUAGGGUGCCUCAGAAGAACACGGAAUCUCAAGCAUGUGAUGCAGACCUACCAGCUCUAGACCAGUGUCCUGGGAAAGAGUCUUGGGCUAAAUUUGAUGAUGAUCGAGUGCAGGUCCUGUCUGAUGAAGACUUUGAAUCACUUCUGAAUCCUCUACAAGGAAACGACUCUGCAGCUACUCCAUACCUUCUCCUAUAUAAAGAUACUCGUCAGAUCAGAAGGUGAAUGAACGAAGGAGAUGGCCGUCUAGUUUAUCUCACAAGAACUAUUGAU
Messenger RNA from Strongylocentrotus purpuratus (purple sea urchin), 2712 nucleotides. RefSeq names its product ubiquitin carboxyl-terminal hydrolase 1 (gene usp1). Gene Ontology annotation, cellular component: nucleus; cytosol. NCBI's taxonomy places the organism in Eukaryota, Metazoa, Echinodermata, Echinoidea, Camarodonta, Strongylocentrotidae. The transcript has 9 exons. The coding region runs from base 187 to 2664 and encodes 825 amino acids. The record is from RefSeq and is a predicted model, not a curated record. Gene Ontology annotation, biological process: protein deubiquitination. Gene Ontology annotation, molecular function: cysteine-type endopeptidase activity; cysteine-type deubiquitinase activity.